This is a messenger RNA of Penicillium bovifimosum, 222 nucleotides long. RefSeq lists its product as uncharacterized. The transcript has a single exon. The record is from RefSeq and is a predicted model, not a curated record. The coding region runs from base 1 to 222 and encodes 73 amino acids. Lineage: Eukaryota; Fungi; Ascomycota; Eurotiomycetes; Eurotiales; Aspergillaceae.
AUGGAUGUCGAGUGCCGUCAGUGUCAUGCUUUGUUCUGGAAAGCGGAGGUUCCGAGCGCUAAGCAAGAUGCCUUUCAGAUGUGCUGCAAGCAAGGCGGCGUUAUCAGCGACAUUCCCAACCUCCCAGAGGCUGGCUCUGGCUACAUCCGCCGCCUUUUCACGGCUAAUGAUGCCGAUCCAAGCUCUUCCGGCAGUACAGCCGUCAGAUCAAUGCUGCACUGA